AUGGGUGAAGCACAGAGCCUCCCUCAUAUGGGACCGAAGAAGACCUUCGCCGACCGUGCCAACGGCUUGCGAAAGGCCCUCUUCACGAGGAAGGGUCUCGUCGGCGACUAUGACUACGCGUUCCUCUUCCGACCGAACCUCCCUUUUCUCACCAAGACUCGCCGGGCAUCACCGUUUUUCGGCCUUGACGACUCGAUGCCGGUCGUCCUUGCUCUUUUGCUAGGUUUCCAGCAUGCGCUUGCAAUGUUGGCGGGCAUCAUAACACCUCCACUCAUUUUGGCCGGCGCGGGCGGCGUCAACCUGCCUGUAGAUUGGCAACAAUAUCUUGUUUCGACCUCUUUGAUUGUCUGUGGCAUUCUGUCUUGUAUCCAGAUCACAAGAUUCCAUAUCUGGAGGACGCCAUAUUACGUCGGAACAGGCUUGAUCUCUGUUGUGGGCACAUCCUUCGCCAUCAUUCCUGUCGCUACUGGCGCUUUCACUCAAAUGUAUGCCAACGGUAAAUGCCAGCUGGAUGCCGAUGGCAACCGCCUGCCAUGUCCCGACGCAUACGGUGCACUGAUCGGCACUUGCGCUCUGUGCGCCUUGGUGGAAAUUGCGCUCUCUUUCCUGCCACCGAACGCGCUGCGGAAGAUCUUCCCACCCAUUGUCACGGGUCCGACGGUCAUCCUCAUCGGUGUGUCCUUGAUUGAGUCGGGAUUCCAAAACUGGGCCGGCGGUUCCGGUCUGUGCGCCGCCAGGCCGGAGAGCGGGCCGUUCCAAGUUUGUCCUCAGGAGGGCGCUCCUCACGCUCUCCCGUGGGGAAGUGCAGAGUAUAUUGGAUUGGGAUUCUUGGUCUUUGUGACCAUCUUACUCUGCGAACGCUUUGGUUCGCCUAUCAUGAAGUCCACCAGCGUCAUCCUUGGUCUCUUGACUGGCUGUAUUGUCGCGGCAGCCUGCGGAUACUUCGACAAUUCGGGCAUCAACUCUGCCCCAGUCGGCUCCUUCAUCUGGGUGAAAACCUUCAAGCUGAGUCUUUACGGCCCACUCGUCUUGCCCAUCAUGGUGGUCUUCAUCAUUUGCGCUUGUGAGGCCAUUGGCGACAUCACCGCCACCUGUGAUGUCUCCCGCCUCGAGGUCGAGGGUCGUCAGUUCGAGUCUCGCAUCCAAGGCGGUGUCUUGGCUGACGGUCUCAACGGCUGCUUGGCUGCAUUGAUGACCAUCACGCCAAUGUCGACCUUCGCCCAGAACAACGGCGUCAUUGCCUUGACACGAUGCGCAAAUCGCAAAGCCGGGUACUUCUGCUGCUUCUUUCUGAUCGUUGCCGGUAUCUUUGCCAAGUUUUCGGCCGCGCUUGUCGCCAUUCCAUCGUCAGUUCUAGGUGGCAUGACCACUUUCCUCUUCUGUGCGGUGGCGGUGUCUGGAAUGGCCAUUGUCAACCGAGUCCCCUUCAACCGGCGAACUCGAUUCAUCCUGACGGCAUCACUUGCUCUGGGAUACGGCGCCACGCUUGUCCCCACGUGGUUCAACUAUGUCUUCACAUAUCAGGGUGACAAUCACGCACUUCGAGGCUUCUAUGACGCGCUCGUGCUGGUCUGCGAGACAGGCUUUGCUAUUACCGCGUUCGUGAGCAUGAUUCUCAACCUGACUCUGCCAGAUGAGAUCGAAGACAUCCCGGCCGCAGAGCCCCAGCAGGAUAUGCUUGUGAAGCCCGGGUCUGAUGCGGGAAGUUCGGCUGCUGAAGGCGUUGAGACCAAAGGCCAAAUGAGUGUUGCGCCGGGCAAGGAGCUUGUGUAA
Messenger RNA from Cladophialophora yegresii CBS 114405, 1773 nucleotides. RefSeq names its product uric acid-xanthine permease. The transcript has 3 exons. The coding region runs from base 1 to 1773 and encodes 590 amino acids. The record is from RefSeq and is a predicted model, not a curated record. Gene Ontology annotation, biological process: xanthine transport; transmembrane transport. Gene Ontology annotation, molecular function: xanthine transmembrane transporter activity. Gene Ontology annotation, cellular component: membrane; fungal-type vacuole. Lineage: Eukaryota; Fungi; Ascomycota; Eurotiomycetes; Chaetothyriales; Herpotrichiellaceae.